This is a messenger RNA of Alligator sinensis (Chinese alligator), 495 nucleotides long. Its product is annotated as oxidized low-density lipoprotein receptor 1-like. The coding region runs from base 1 to 495 and encodes 164 amino acids. Gene Ontology annotation, cellular component: plasma membrane; signaling receptor complex. Gene Ontology annotation, biological process: inflammatory response; lipoprotein metabolic process; leukocyte cell-cell adhesion. Gene Ontology annotation, molecular function: low-density lipoprotein particle receptor activity. Lineage: Eukaryota; Metazoa; Chordata; Crocodylia; Alligatoridae. The record is from RefSeq and is a predicted model, not a curated record. The transcript is spliced from 4 exons.
AUGUCCUGCAGAGACUCAAAGUCAGGCCCGCCUGACGCUCUCUGGGGAAGGAUCCUUGACAAAGGGAAGAAAUGUCCAGCACUAUGGCUUGCCAACCAGGACCGGUCCUACCUGUUUUCUUCUCAAAAAGGAACUUGGGAGCAGUGUAAAUCCUUCUGCACGCCUCAGUUUGCCGGGCUACUCAUAACAGAGAGUAAAGAAGAGCUGGAUUUCAUAACUGCAACAUCUUUUCAAUACUCUGAAGAUACUGCAAGCGGUGCAUACUACUACCCAUUCUGGGCUGGAUUGUCGUACAACUCCAGAAAGAGGAUGUGGGUCUGGACGGAUGAUUCAGCUCUCUCCUCUGGCUUGUUUGUGCUGGCAGACCUCAGCCCUCAAAAUUAUCCGGGUGGAGCUUGUGCAUAUUUUCAAGGUGAUAAAUUGAAACCUGGAGGCUGUGAAGAAAGUCGAUUCUGUGUUUGUGAGAGGAAGAAGGAAGCACCAGGGAAAAAAUAA